Aphis gossypii (cotton aphid) is the source of this 880-nucleotide messenger RNA. RefSeq names its product transmembrane protein 256-like. The transcript has 5 exons. The coding region runs from base 253 to 762 and encodes 169 amino acids. NCBI's taxonomy places the organism in Eukaryota, Metazoa, Arthropoda, Insecta, Hemiptera, Aphididae. The record is from RefSeq and is a predicted model, not a curated record.
CUAUUGGCUAUUAUCUAAUAAUAAUAAUUUCUUUUAAUCGUGUCUUACUAGUUACUACUCAGUACUCUUACUGUUUUGUGCGAGUUGAUCGUUUGUGAAUAAAUUAAAUAUUUGCAUUAUCAAUUUUAUGAUUAACAAGUGACAAUUUCGUAUGAUUUUAUAGUACGUUUAUAAGUCAUCUCAAAUCUGGUUGUCAAGAAUUAUUUUUGCACUUUUGCUUCCAAAAUUCUUAUUCGUAUUUUGUAGUAAACUAUGAAUUCUGAUUCAGUUCAAGGAGCUGUUAAGUGGAUUACAUAUACGAAUCCAGUCGUUACUAACUCUGUACAAGGGUUUAAUUCAAUGCUAAAGUGGUUGGGAGUGGCAAGUUCCAGUGAAAAACAAAACAUUAUAAAGAUGGAGAGUAGCAAUAUAUUACAAAUGCUUGGUAAAAAUAUUUAUUUCUAUAAAAUGGCCGGCCUUUUAGGAGCUUCUGCUGUUAUAUUAGGAGCUUAUGGUGCGCAUGUUGUGGCUCAUAAAGCUAACCCAGAAGAAGCUAGAAAUUUUGAAACAGCAAAUCGGUAUCAUUUUUAUCAUACUUUUGCGUUAUUUGGUGUACCAUUUUGUCGUUUUCCUAGAGUUACUGGAGCUCUCUUUAUCAGUGGAACUUUAAUAUUUUGUGGUACAUGCUACUAUAAUGGACUGACUGCAGAUAAAACAUUUAAUAAAUAUACACCCACUGGUGGUAUGUUAUUAAUUGCGGCUUGGAUGUCAAUGAUACUUUAGAAAAUUAUUUUGUUAUUAUUAUUAUUUUUUUUCACUUGGAUAUAAUAUAGUUAAUAAAAAAUUUAUAUUUAAUAAAAAUAUUGUAUAGUAUUUUCAAUAAAUAAUAAUGAUGAAUCAA